UUUUGUACAUAUUAAAAACAGACAUCUUUUUUAUUGGGCUAAACGUUUGGAAAGAUUUAUAAGUUUUCGCGUCUGUCAACGUACCUUCUUUCUUGCCCAUAAAAAAUAACGUAUGAGGGCACGAAUCGAGUCAUAUUACACACGGAGUGUGUAAAAUUCAGCAGUCAUCCAAAAUGAAUUAAAGGUCUGCCCCCUGACAGUUCUCUUCUUCAUUUUCGUGUCCAAAAAGAUUGAACGAGGUAUUUGCUUUCUCGGUAUCUCACUUUUGCUUGCAUUUUGAUUUUAUAACAUAUUUUUUUCAAGAUUUUUUAACAUGGAACAACUUCGUUUGAAGCUCUUAAUUGUGUUACAGUUUUUUUUAAUUACUGCCUAACCUAGAGUGGAGAACGGCUAUGUGUGAAUUGAACCAACAAUCUCCUUUUGACAUAAAGAAGUCAAACGCUCUACUGGACUAGAGCUACUAAACACCGCCAUGAUAGGGUUGCUGCAAUGUGAUCGUUUAGCUUUUCCCCAAAUUGUUUGCGGUAUGCGCGAAAUAUCUAAUGAAAGCAUUUUAGGAAAUUCAAAGGCACGGGGUCUGGUAGUUCGCGCAGAUGCAGCAAAUGUUUUCUGGUCAUGAAAGUAAAUAAAAUAAUAUGACGCUCUGUUUUUAACCACCAGGGAGAAGAGUUGACCUAAUUUUUUGUAAACAAACAAAUCUGUAUAAAUUUUGUAAACAUGGCGGUGGAAUGGCGAUCUGUUGAUCCAACUAAAAGUAAAUUUAUUUCACACAUUACCUCGUUAUACAAUCCUUUAAAGGACUAUAACUAACUUUCCGCUUGAAAUCAACACACUAUGUCUGAGCCUUGCCGCUAAAUUUUUUUGCUGCUGCCUGAUGACCAGAAGAAUAGUUGUGUUCACAUGUUUGCAACCUUAUUUCCUAAUUUUGCAAAAAAAAUGAUAACCGAUGCUGGAAGUGACUACUAUCAGUUAUGUUACGAUGAUGAUGAUGUUUCUUUACCAGACGAAAACAAAAUUAUACAGGAGGUUAAUAAGAAGAAAGAGUUCUUAUGUGAACACUACACAUCUUCACCUCGCCUAAUUCGUAGCAAAUUCAAAAUUGAAGCAGAUAAUGACUUUUUAACGUCAUGUUCAGAGGUAUUGGAAGAAGCAAAUUCAAUACUGUACAAAUCCUCUGAAGGAUAUCAACCACCAUCAGAACGCUAUUCAUCUGAUUUCUUUCGAACAGCAGAUGGGUCUAUGGAUUCAACAGCUUUAGAAGAGAGUGCACUUCCUACCCCAGAAAAUAGUGUGACAACAGAUUUUGUAUUAGAAUAUGAAGAUGACAUAGAUGUUAACAAUGUUUAUGUUUAUGACGAUAUUGAAUUUCAACACAAUCGAAGGGAAUCACCUGAUCGUCUGCUAGCAAAACCUAACAUGGAUAGAAGAUAUACAUAUUCAAGCGGUAUUUCUUCAGGGUCUCCCACAGGAUCCUCAGCAAGCAGUUUAAGCAUGGAGAUUGAAAAAUUACAGCAUAUUCAUUCUUCUGGAUCUAUUGUGAGUUCUACUGAAACUUUAAAGAGGACUAAGAGCUAUGAUAGCAACCAGCUAUGGGCAAAAUCUUCUUUCAGUCGAUCAUCAACUCCCACAGGCAGAAAGUCACCUUUACUGGACUUUUUCCUUGGUAAAAGUAAAGUAUAUGAAUUUGAUGAUGAUUUUAAUGUAACAAAGAAAAAAAAACAGCCAAAGCACAAAAAGUCUUUUGAUUCAGUACGUUCAAGUUCACCGUUUAUGUUUAAUUUGAGAAAAUGCAGCUCUUUGACAUCAAAGGAUAAGUUCAAGAAUCGUAAGUACAGCAAAUCUUUGCCUGAGGUGAAAAAGGAUUUAACUAAUGGAGUUACAGAUGAUUCAAAUACGAAAACAAGACUGCAACAACCGUCUCCUUUUGUGAAAACAAUAUUCCAGUAUGUAGAAUCUUCUUUUGAUGAUGAAUUGUAUGGAAUAAGUGGGUUUAACACAAAGAAUGACAGUACAACACCUGUUUUCUCAUGUAGCAAUGGAAAGGUUUUGCCUGAGUUUAAGUCAAAUUCACUUCCUCGUAAGAAUAGGAACAAAAAUUACUUACUGUCUCCUAUUGUGAAGACUAUUACACAAAAUUCUCAAGAACCAUUCUUGCUAUCAUCUGGAAGAAGAGUAUCAGAAAAUUCAGAUUUCUUUAUCUCUGUUGUCGCAUAUUUAGACAGAAUACGUAAGGCGCAGCAGAAGCCCACCAUAGCCUCAAAACGCAGACCAAGGCAAAAAAGAUAUAGAUCAGAUCCAGGGAGUGUGGCAAAAUUUCUAAAAGACAUUGAAAUUCCUGAUGAAGAUAAAACAAUGGAACGUCAUUUAUUUCAUGAAACAGCACCAUAUCAACAAAAUGCAGUUAACAAAAACAAUAUGUCAAUAAGUCUUCAUAAACGAUUUGCUAAUCUUAAUGAUAAUCCCCUUCUAACAUCAUCAUCUACAGGUGUAGUGCCUAGUUAUUCGGAUCCAAUGAUUAAUUCAAUAUCUCGAUCAUCAACACCUACACCAAAACCUAACAAGAAUAAUUCUCAAUUGUCCAGAAGAACAAGAAGCCUGAAAAGCAUUUUUACACCCUUUAAGAAAAGAAACAAAGAAACUGACAAACUAAAACAGCGUGAUAGCAUAUCGUUACAAUUGCAGAGUCUUUGUAAUCUAGAGGAUGACCUGUCCAAUAGGCAGUCACAAUGUAAUUCUAGAGAUUCUCGUUCAGAUCUACAAAAUUUCAUCAGAGAGUUUGAACAACAUGAAAACGAGAGUCAGUUGUUUCCAAUAUCAAGGACAGACUGUGAUCUAGAUCUGGAAACACUUAUCCGUCAAAACCAUAUAAAGACUGAAGAUAUUUGCAAAAAUGUUGAUAAAAAUAAAAUUCCUUAUGCCUAUGACAAUUUUACCGACUUACCCAGCAACCUUUCAGAUCAGAUGCUUGCGAUUGAGCUUUUAAGAAAGUUAGAACGUUUAGAAGAAAAACAAUCUUGUGAUGUAAAUAUUGAUAAGUACGAGAAACGUUUUUCUACCUCACCUGAAACUUCUGUUUGUGUAAAAGAUGAUACUUGUGAAGAAGGCGGCUAUGAUAAACAUAACAGUGAAGGUGUUGACUUAAGCAGUCAUUUUGAUUACUCUUCACAGUUAGGUGAAGAUAUAAUCGCAGGAACUGAAAAAGAUGCGUGGAGAGAAAACAGCAGUAUUAUUAGAAGAAACUCGAACAGUCAUGAAAACGGUCCUCAUCAAAAUAUGACGCUGGGAGUACAACUGGAAUCACCAUCCAUUAUGGAGGAAGUAGUUGACAAACCAAACAAAGUGAGUAAACGUUUGAAAGGGAAGUCUAAGAAAAAAUAUGGACGUUCAAAUUCAGAUGACAUUGAAUAUUGGACAGGUUCAUUCAAAAACAGUCCUCCCCGAAAUCGACAAGGAAAGAAUGAUAAAGACACUACAGAAAAUAUAAAAGGAAAAAGUGUUUUUAACAUACGACGACAGUUUGAAUCUUUUCGAAAGAAAGAAAAGAAAGAAAAAGUUUCCAAAGGUGCAGAAGAGAACAGCAACAUGGAGUUGGAGGAAAGUAGAAAAGUAAAAAAGAAAAGCAUAACAAAACCCCCGGAGGAUGCAAAGCAGGAAUCACCAGAUGCAUGUGAUUAUGACAGCAAAAGACUUGCAAGUUUCUCUACUAUCAGAUCUGUGUUUGAAACUCAGGGUCAAUGUACUCCUCCUUUUAAUAAGCUAAGAACACAAUCACUUGUUAACAAGUCACUUUCAAAUUACCAAAACGAUGAUCAUAAUAGAGAAUCUGAUGAAACCAGCAAUUCUACCGAGUGUGAAGAUGGGGUUGUUAACACACCAGGAUCAGUUUUGCAUGCUAUGAAGCAAAAAUUCGAACAGUUAUCUGAAGAUGCUGCUUCUCCUUUACUAGGUAAUGCUAGAAAGCGCUGCUCGCCCAAACAAUCAAGUAAUUCAAAAGAAGAAGUUAUAAAAGUUAAUGUUGAUAAAUCAGUCUAUGAUGAUUGUUUGCCCCUUAAUAAGAAUGAAGAUCAAAAUGUUGAAUGUCCCACCAUUGAGACUGCAAUCGAGGAUGAAGAUGAGGAUGAAAAGAUUGGUAAAGAUAUCAAUGAAGAUGAAUGGUGUGUUUUGGAAGAUGUAAUUCCCACAAAACUACAGCCUCAAUGUGAAGAAGAAAACAUUGUUGUGGAUGUACCAUCGCAUUUGUUACCACCAGAAUUUGUAGUUGGUGUACCUGUAUCACGGUCUCACUUGUUUCGUGAAGGAUCUUUUAGGCGUGUCCGGACCCUUGCUUCUCAAUACUUGAAGACUUCAAGUAAUGAAAAUAUAAGCAUAUCAUCCUCAGAUUCAAAUACAGAUGCUUUAGAGAAUAGUAAAAUCACCACUAAAGUAUUUCAAAAUGCAAGUAGCACAGAGUAUGAUAGUGAUGUUAAUGAAGAGGAAGAAAUGAAUGUUGGAGUUCAAGAAGUUGAUGGUGAUCCAACAAGCAAUGCAACACAAGUUAAUUCACAAGAAGAAUUAUGCAUGGACACCGAAACGGUGACCGAAGAAACAUUGGAGGAUUCUAAAGAUUCAGAGAAUAUUAAUGUCAACGUUUUACCUGAAUUAUUUGCAGAAUCUAGUUGUGAAACUGUUGACUUACAGAGCAGUGAAUAUCCAAAUCAGAAUGCCACAGACCAAUAUACGUCAUACUCCACAAUGGCUUCAAACAUAUAUAGGGAUGUAUCUAGGUUGUAUGGACCUAGCCUUUCCUCCAGUUCUACGUCAGAAAAUAAUACCGUUUCACCUCCAGUUAAACCUAAGCCAAAACCUAAUACGUCAAAACUUCAGCUUGGUUUAUCUAAUGUUGCUAUGGUCUCUCCAUUCAUCAAAAACGAAUCAGCAGACCUUACAGAUCAUCCAACUGCUUUUGCUAACAACGAAGCAUUUGAUACAGUUAAAAGAAGAGAAAGCGUAUCAGGUGAAAAUGUGCUGGCCAGAAAACCAUCGGUGAUUUGGGCGCGAGUGAAAAAGAUGGAAGUGUCUUUAGUUUUAGAUCAAGAUUACAAGGAGUCUGAUAUUAUUGCGAUUGAAAGUUUUAACGUAAGACGUGUGAACACGUACAAAGAUAUAGAAGAACUUGCAGUCGAUACUUUUCUUAAACAUGUUCAGUUGUUUGACAAACACGCGCUCGAACUAACAAAGUACGAUAUAGGGUAUUUACAAGUCGGUGAUCACAGAAUACGCAUUGGUGAUCAAUUUGAUAUAUCUCAGGCUAAAAUUCAAGAUGGUUUCUUGCCCUGUCGAAUUUGUAUUAAAGGUAAAAAAGAAUGGAGUCUCGCUUCUUUGUCUUACGAUACGUUGAUAUCGAAAUCAUACCUAGAAAAAUAUAUUUCACUUAUUCUUUGCCAUCGGCAUGUUAUGUUUUAUGGACCAAGUGGAACUGGAAAAUCAUACCUGGCUAGAAGAAUUGCCAUGUUUCUUAACCACAGAAUAAAUGAAGGAACCAUUCCUCCAGUUAUACUUAAAAAUUUGACGCCUGAUAGAUGGAAGCUGCUUUUAAAUAACCUUUUGACAGAACGAAGAGAAAGGCAAUUUGUGGUUGUGUUAGAUGGGUUUUCGCAAAGUUUUAUCGACAGUGGUAUCGACAUCGGAGAUGUAAUAACAACAUGUCAAGACUUAGAAAUGCAACCGUACAUCAUCUGUACCUUAACUCAACACCCUACCGUUGUAACACCUUUACAGUGGCAACAAAACUUUAGAUGGAUAUGGCAACCUAAUCAUGAAGAACCAGCAAAUGGACUUCUUCAAAAAUAUUUGCGAAGAAAAUUUAUUCAUCAUGGCAACCAGCAUUUGCAACGUGAAUCCUUUCGAAUUGCUGACUGGUUAGCGUCGGCAUGGAGACAUAUAAACAGAAUAAUUGAAAAGUAUAACUCAGCAGAAGCUACCAUAGGCGCAACUAUGUUUUAUACAUGUCCUCCAGACAUUCUUACUGCAGAAGAAUGGUUUGUUGACCUGUGGAAUUACUCAAUCAGUCCGUAUUUUAUCCAAACUGUAAAGCAAGGCUUACGAUUACACGGUUACCGAAACGAUUGGGAGGAUCCUUUAGAAUGGAUACUCAAAACUUACCCCUGGGUUUCUGAAAAAGCGAAAAGAAAAAUGAAGCUUCGGCGGAUUAGGAAAGAAGACGUUGGAUAUUGUGUUGCAUCGUCACCUGAUAGGAGGGCUCUAUCCAUAUCUUCAUCUGAACAACAAAGAUUGCUUGGAUUUUUGCGCCAAUUGGAGAUGCUGAUGUUGGAUGGCGGUCUUGAUGAUAUACCUUUUGUCGAAGAUAAGGAACCUUACGAAUCCUUUAUAUAAUCAUUUAUAUGUUUACUUUUACUUUUUUCUCGUUAAUUUUCAUCUCUUUUUUAUGCUGAUAAUAGUGCAAAAUUUUAAUUGAUAUACCACUAUAUAAAAAACUUAAAUUAACAUGUAGAUUCAAUUAAGAUUAAUUUUUCUUAAACGCUUUUUCUCCACAUAAUUUCCUUAUAAGUUUGAAUAAAGGAUUUUUAACAGUACUUUGUUUUCCUUGUGUUACCACAACUAAUUUUAUACGGAGAAGAAAAAAUAAUUAUUUUAUAUUGUAUUUUUGUACAAAUUCAGAGGGUUGGUUAUUUUUCUACCUGUAAUUAUGUAUUUUUAAAAGAUGUAUAUAUUUAUUUUAUGUUUAAAUUUGACUCAAUAACCAAGGAUUGAAUAAUAAAUAAGCAAAACCCA
Hydractinia symbiolongicarpus is the source of this 6771-nucleotide messenger RNA. RefSeq lists its product as uncharacterized. The coding region runs from base 901 to 6372 and encodes 1823 amino acids. Gene Ontology annotation, molecular function: ATP hydrolysis activity. Lineage: Eukaryota; Metazoa; Cnidaria; Hydrozoa; Anthoathecata; Hydractiniidae. The record is from RefSeq and is a predicted model, not a curated record. Gene Ontology annotation, biological process: nervous system development; neurogenesis. The transcript has 18 exons.